Messenger RNA from Arabidopsis arenosa, 1722 nucleotides. The record is from the annotation of a GenBank genome assembly. NCBI's taxonomy places the organism in Eukaryota, Viridiplantae, Streptophyta, Magnoliopsida, Brassicales, Brassicaceae.
CUUUCUUUCCCGCUUCCCGCUCAUCUGAAGCAAGCUCUCUAAUGGCGAAAUCGAAAUUGACAGAUUACAGUGGCUACAUUGCGAGCAUUGCUCUCAAUCCAAAGGAGAUUGGAUUUUUCUGUGAGCGAAUUCAAGUCGGUGAUGUUAGCGAGGUCGAUGCCGCCUUUUUCGAAUGCGUCCACUUUGUCCAUCAACUCGCGACGGACGAAACCUGCUCGAUUUGCUUGAAGAAAUUGGCGGAGAAGAGCUUCAUGUGGCAGAGAUUUCUCCUACUCGACUUGCUGACCAAAGGACCGGAGCAAUUGACGAAGAUUUGCCUCGAUAAGACAGGGUGUAGCUCCUUGUUCUUCAUCCUUGGACUGGAUUCAUGUGAUAUUCAAAAGCAGGAGCUGGUAACCAGACUUGCUCUUGUUUUCAAACAACUCUUGCUGUCUGAUCCCAGAGCAGUGGAGUAUCUUCUCAGACAUCUAGUGGAAUCUGUUGGUGCUCCCAACUUUCAGCCGCUGCAACUUUCGGCGCUUGAAUGUGUCCUUGAUCUUGCUAAAGAUCCAUGUGGUUACCAUAAUCUCAUAAGCUUGAUCCGACUCGGCAUUGGAAGAGAUGCCUUGGUUCAGACACUUGGAGCCAAUGCAGCUGUUCUCUCUACGGACAGAAUUGGGAAUUUCUUGGUUCAGUCAUUACUCAAUGACCACAGUGACGAUCUAACCAAUUCAUUCUUCGCAAAUAUGGCCGGGAAAUUCGUUGCCAUGUCUUUUAACAUGAACUCCUACCACGUUGUUCAAUGGUUGAUUGACAAUGGUAAUCCCGACAUUUCUCAGCUGGUCAUGAAUGAGAUUGAUAGCUCUCCACAGCUAUCUCAGCUCAUCAUCAACAAAUUCGGAAACUAUGUCAUACAGAAGAUUCUCCGAAAGGCAAAAAUCAUCAAUCCUCCACUGUUUCUAAGGCUGUCUUCGUUUAUCACAGCCAAUCGGUUGGUGUUUUCAAGCAAUCCUUCGGGGAUCCAUGUUGUCAUUGAAUGCGAUCUCUUGAGACAACGAUGGUAUGGUGGAGCAGUAAUCUUAUGUCAAGAUCUUCAUAAAAGGUUAUCAGAUUUCUCUGUUCUUCUUCUUAAUGUUUUGUUACUGGGUGCAGGUAAGAUGUUAAGAUCUGAACUUCAGUGUUCUCAUUUGGAUGUAGAAACCCAACCAAACCGUCAUGCUGUGGUUGGAGCUGCAAAUUCCCUUCCGGAUCUGUGUCCCGGUCAUGUGGUUUCUCAUGUAAAGGUUCUUCUCUUAUUCAAGGACAAGUCAGUUGUUUUGUGGAGUAUCCAGGACCACAUCAUAACGGUUGGUACAGAUUCCAAAUCUUCGGGAUCCAUCAUCAAAAAAAUAGACGAUGUGUACUCACCCCGGCCAGCGCACAAGAAUUCUGCAGUGUUGGUGAUGAUUCUUGCCUUAUACUAUGGGAUGACAAGGCUAGCAGCAGCGGGGAUGAGUUCAAGUGGUGAUAUCCAAACGACAUCUGUAGCCAAGCUAGCUAUGGCGAGAUGAUUGCACGUGCUAACAAUGGUGCGUCUCUUUUCACAGUAGUACAACUCCGGGACUGAAUAUCAUUAGAGUGCAAGAUUGAGUUGUUUUAUUUUGAACUGCCAGUCGAAAAGAUAUCAGGAAAGGUUGAUGAUUUUGAAUCUUGUUUGUCUACUAUAAGUCAAACUCGUGCUUGGUAUAAAAAGUAUGUGUCUCU